AUGAACUAUCCUAUGUACAAUAGUCUUUCAUAUUCACAAACAGUUCAACAACAAUCUUUAUAUGCUCAACAAUUUCCUAAUACUCUUUCACAACCACGAAUGCCUCAAUAUGGAAAUUAUCCAAUGUAUUCUUCCAUACAGACUCAACAGCCAUAUAUUGGAUAUAAUCAUCAAAAUCAAUCAACUACUGAAACAUUAACUACUUUUACUCGUCCACCUGAACCAUUAAUGGCUAAUCAACAUUCAUCAAAUAUAUCUCAACAAAAUCUUAAUCAUCGUUCAGGAAAUAAUCUCAAAAAUGCUACAAAUUCAACACGUAUAUAUUAUUGUGAAACAUGUCGUAUAGCAUGUGGUGGUCAUGCAUCAUAUCAAGAACAUUUAAAUGGUUCAAAACAUAAGAAAAAAGAAAUGAAUUCUUUAAAUCAACAAACAAAUCAGAAUACAUUUCGUUGUGAUUUAUGUGAUAUAACAUGUACAAGUUCUGAUGCUUAUAAAGCACAUUUAGAUGGUAGUAAACAUGAUAAAGCUGUAAAAUUACAUCUUAAAUUAGGUAAAACUAUUCCACAAAAUAUUAAUCAACCAUUAGUUUCUAUCAAUGAAUCACAAACAGUAAUAAAUAAUGAAGAAAAACAAUCAAAUGAAAAUAGUAUAAAUUUAAUAGGUUUAGAAUAUAUUGAAAUAUCAUAUGAUAAUACAAAUACACCAAGAUCUUAUUAUUGUAAAUUAUGUGAUUGUAAAUUUAAUGAUUCUAAUACAAAAGAUGCACAUUUAAAAGGAAAACGUCAUCGACUUUCUUAUAAAAAAAAAGUCAAUCCGAGUUUUCAAGUUGAUAAUAAUAAUAAUAAUAAUAAAUUAUUAAGUCCAAAACAUAAUACGAAUGAAAAUAUGAAUGAUCAACAAAUGAUUAACAAUAAUAAUAAUAAUAAUAAUCCAAUAGAUAUUGAUGAUGAAACUAAAUGUUUAAUGAAAUUACAUGAACAAAUAAUACCAACACAGAAUUUACUCAAUACAAUCGAACAAUUUGUCAGUGCUGUUGAAACAGCUCUUAAAUCUUGUUCUGAUCAACUUUGUCCUUCACAACCAUCAACAAUCGAUAAUACCUCAAAAACAUCAAUUACUAAAUCUCCAUUAUUAGGUGUAUCUCGUAUUGGUGCACUUGUAAAAAAAUUAUUAAUAAAAAGUGAUCGUUUAUUUUAUAUUGUGGUUAUUUGUGAAGAAUGGCCAACAACGAAUUUAUUUGAAAAAAUAUUUUCAAUAUUGCCUGAUAAUUUUCAUGAAACAUGGAAAAAUCAAAUUAAUAUUCAAUGUCAAAAAGCUGACGAAACUAUUCAAGUAUAUACAAAUACUAUUGAAGGACAAAUGUCUGUUUUAAUUUCAUUUACAUCAUCAUCAUCAUCUAUUCAACAACAACAACAUAGUCAGACAUCAGAAGAACUUUUAACAAAAACAAAUUGUUUAAAUGCUUUGUAUGCAAUGCAUUCAGUUCGAUGGUUUCAAAGUCGUAUUAGUACACGACAACAUGCAUCAGCAUUAAUUCGAUGUUUACGUUAUAAAACAAAAACUUCAUUAAAUUGGCAAUCAUUAUCAUCUGAAGCUAUUGAAAUUCUUAUUGAACAUACUUUAUCAAAAUCUGUAUCAGCUGUUUGUGCAUUUCGACGUGUUCUUGAAUAUCUUGCCGGUGGUUUAUUUUUAUCAAGUUUGUUUAGUUUUAUUAUUUUACUUUCAUUACUUUAUGGUCCAGGUCUACGGAUACCUUGGGAAACUGAUUCAAUAAACAAUAUUUUUGAUAAGUUGAAUGAUCAAGAACGAAAUGAUAUAACUCAUGAAGCUCAAAUUGGUUUACGUUUUAUGGCAUUUGGACAAUUGAAUAAAUGGUUUGAACAAUAUGAUAUACCAAAAGUAAUGAAAUCAUUUCAAAAACGUUCAUAUACUGAUCAUGAAAAUCAAGUUUCAGUUAAACGACAAUGUUUGGAAUCAGAGAAUAUCGAAGAACAAUAA
This is a messenger RNA of Rotaria sordida, 1998 nucleotides long. NCBI's taxonomy places the organism in Eukaryota, Metazoa, Rotifera, Eurotatoria, Philodinida, Philodinidae. The record is from the annotation of a GenBank genome assembly.